UGGAAUUGUUGGAAGAGAAAUUGAAGAGAAAAUGUACUGAAGUGAAUUUGUUGGAAGUGGAAUUGGGUUUAGAAAAGUCUAAACGUAUUAAAGUAAUAGAAGCAUUUGCAAAAACUUCUUCAAUUGAUAGUCUUACAUCUUUGUGGCACACUUAUGAUCCACAACAUUUACCAAU
Molecule: messenger RNA, 175 nt
Organism: Entrophospora candida
Lineage: Eukaryota; Fungi; Glomeromycota; Glomeromycetes; Entrophosporales; Entrophosporaceae
Source: the annotation of a GenBank genome assembly